AUGACAAAGGAUAUUUAUAAGUCAGACAUGAAAAAUAAGACUUUUAGCGAUAAGCAUUGUUGGAGCAUCCUAUCACGAUGCCCUAAGUGGUGUCCUGAUCUUGCACUCAACGUGGAACAUAUGCCACCUAUGCAUAGCGAGUUGAGCUCAUUUGUUGACCUCCAUCAAUCAUCUCCGACAUUCGAAGAUACUCCAAUUGGGGGGUUGCGUAGACCUGAAGGACAUGAUAAGCAAAGGACCCACAAUGAGGGAAAAUCCAUAGAAGAGUCAUGUGGGGAGCGUGAUCAACAAAGGGAUGCAUUAUUGGAUCGAGGAGCUCUUCUUGAAGAGAGGAAUGCGAGUAGGGCUAUCUACGACAGUCACAAAAUUGAGCGUGAACGGAAAAAGUGGCAAAUGGAGGAUGAGGAAGUCCCCACUAGAGGAAGGGUAAAUGAGUGA
Linum tenue is the source of this 438-nucleotide messenger RNA. The record is from the annotation of a GenBank genome assembly. NCBI's taxonomy places the organism in Eukaryota, Viridiplantae, Streptophyta, Magnoliopsida, Malpighiales, Linaceae.